AUGCUCAACCGUCCUCCCGCUUUAGCCGCUUCUGCGGGGGGAGCUAACGCAGCCCAUAGGCGGAAACGGUCCAUCAACAGGAAGGGCACCGGAACGCUCUCUUUACCCCUCCUCUCCCCUUCCGCCGCGUCGUUCGGCGCUCUCCCCGGCGCGGCUUCCCCCGCGGGCGGCGCAGCGGCUCUCGCGCAAGGCUCGCCGAUGGCGGGAGGAGGAUCGGGUAACCCGAUGACCCCCAUGUCGCCCAUGUUUUAUUCGUCGCUGCUGCCGCCUGCGUCGCCGUCCGUGCUGCACCUGGCGCUGCAGAUCGACCUGCCUCGAGAUCACGUGGAUGCCUUGAAGGCAGUGCUCCAGGUCAUCGGCAACUUUGCUAACGCGGGCGAGCUCCACCAGACGGCAGUGUGGGACCGCUGCUUCCCCGGCACUUUCUCGCGCCUCGCCACAGUGCGCUCCCCCGCGGUGCAGCGCCCGCUCUGCAUGGUGCUCUUCACGUGCUGCCGCGCCGUGCCCAAGCACGUCGACGGGUUGGGGGGAUCGAUGGACGGGGUCGCGCUGCUCGCGGGCGCGCUCAGGGCGCAAGGGGAGGCGCUCGUUGCGCGUGCGGAGGGGCGGGAUGGCGGCUGCGGUGGGGCUGUUUUCUCAGCUCUCCCGGACGCUGCCUCCAACGGAAUGGACGAGUGGUUGGGUCUGUUAAUUGAGAGGCUCUGCCUGCGCGCGCGGUACUUCGAGCCAGUCUUCAAGAACCUUCCCAACUUCUCGCCGCGCCCUGCCCUCGGGCAGGUCCGAGGGCUUUUCUGCCCGGAACAAGCUGCCUUGCUGUGGGUCCUAUGGGGCGCUCUUCACGCCACUGCAAAAGCGAGGGGGAUCCCAGUCAUCGACCUGCCUUCUGCUUCUAACGAGGAUGAUGGGAACUCCAAGGGCGAUAAUGCAUCAGAGGAGCCUGUGGCGCCUGGGUCAAGGUGGCAGGUGCAUGGGCUGCCUGAUAUAGGACCCGGGACUCUCAAGUUCCUUCUGACGGCAUGCAGAAACGCAGCAGUGGGUCUGGGCAAGGCCCGGGAGGAGGCUGGCAGCAAGGCGCUCACGUCCUCCUCCACGUCCUUCACGUGUCUGCAGCUUGUGCUCUGCUUCUCCCUCCGCUGCCUCCGCGUUCUUGCUGCCCAAGAGCCCUCCACCACCUCCCAUCCAGUAGCCUCAGACGCCACCCCUGCAGAAACCUCAGCAGCAGCAGGAGGAGGACAAGCUGCAGACUCUAAAUCAACGGCCGAGGAUGCUUUUGUUGCGAUCGGAGGGUCCGAGAUCAUCCUGAUGCUGCUGGAUCUCCUCCAGGGUGUGAGUCUGCCUGGAGGUUCAAGUGGGCAGAGUAAGGAGGAAGCAUAUCCAGGAUAUCGAUCUGAUUUGGUGUCGGUGCUUGCAAACGCGUGUCACCGCCGACCAGCGUAUCAAGACGCUGUCAGAAUGUAUAAAUGUACAGGGGAAAGAACAGAUGGGGAUGUCUCUGGUCUUGUGCUGGUUCUGAGACAGAUAAUUGCAGAGCCUGGUGGGGGUAGUGGUGGUAUUAAGGAAUGGGUGGGUUAUGCUGCGAGGUGUCUGGUGGAAGGGAAUGAGAGCAACAGGAGGGAGCUUGCAGCAGCAGUGCAGGCAGUAGGCCUUCUGGCCAGGGCACUAGAGGCCGCUCACAGGGAUAUACAGCUCGUGCCAGAGCGAGGAAGGAGAAGGGCGAGAGUGGUGGAGCGGUGCAAGCUGAUGGUGAAGCUGGGGAAGCUGCUGCUGUCCCCGUCUUGGAAGGCCUCAGUACCCGUCAUCCACCCACCGCCUCUCUUCUACCGCCCCCUCACCCCACCCUCAUUCCCUAUGCUCCUCUCUCCUCCCAUCAGCCCCCUCCCCAGCCUCCCGCCCUUCACAGCAGGCGCGUUUGAGUCGCACGUCAACAGGCACGCAUCCCUUCCGAGCCUCCCGCCCUUCACAGCAGGCGCGUUUGAGUCGCACGUCAACAGGCAAGUGUCCCGCCUUCCUAUAGCAGACACCGAGUUGGACAUCAAGUACAAGCUAAUCUGUGUUCCUAACCCUGACAACUCUGGAAUUAUCCUCACUAAGGUGAAGCACAACUCGGCAUGUCCCUCGAUUGUGCCGGUGUGUUCCUUUCCCUCCUCCCUGCAUUACAUCCCUUUCUCUCCUCACAUCCCAAUUUCUGCUCACAUCCCUCCUCUUCACAUCUCUCCUCUUCACAUCCCUCCUUUUCACAUCCCUCCUCUUUACAUCCCUCCUUGUCACAUUCCUCCUCUUCACAUCCGUCCUCUCACAUACCUCCUCCUUACAUCCCUCCUCCUUUUCCUCUCUCCUAUUCCUUUCUCCACCCCCCUCCUAUCAACCAGGACGCCACUCGAUCUGCCUGUGAGAGCAUAG
Closterium sp. NIES-65 is the source of this 2400-nucleotide messenger RNA. The record is from the annotation of a GenBank genome assembly. Lineage: Eukaryota; Viridiplantae; Streptophyta; Zygnematophyceae; Desmidiales; Closteriaceae.